AGAGUCCAGACAAUAUUGAACGAGACAAAAUGGUCUACGACGUCGUUUACCAUUUUGGUUCUUCCUUGUUCUCUCACCCCGACUCGUUCACUGACUCGGUUGGUGCUUGAUUCGUGCCGAUGAAGUGCCGAUCCGUGGCCUGCCUCUGGUCUCGAGCUCCUCCAUCUCAUCGAGUCACCGCCACAGCCUCUCUAACAAAUCCACCGACUCUCUAUACCGGUGGAUCCGAUGGGUCAAUCAUCUGGUGGAGCAUCUCGUCUUCUUCCGAGUCCAAUUCGGUAACUCGUCUCUCGUCUUCCGAGAUUAAGCCGAUUGCUAUGUUGUGUGGCCAUACUGCACCAAUAGUGGAUCUUGCCGUUUGUGAUCCUACUACGGUUUCAGGGAACGGAGUUACAUCAGAUUGUUCGGAUAAUGGUAACGCGGAUCCGUUUGUUAACUGUUGUGCAUUGAUCAGUGCUUGUUCUGAUGGUGUAUUGUGUGUAUGGAGUAGAAGUAGUGGUCAUUGUAGGCGGCGUAGAAAGUUACCUCCUUGGGUUGGAAGUCCGUCGAUUUUGUGUACUUUGCCAUCAGAGCCUAGAUAUGUAUGUGUUGGGUGUUCUUAUAUUGAUACUCAAUCUGUUGAUACUGUUGAUGGGGCUGAGACUUUAGCAGAUACUGAUUUUCAGAACAGGAAACCGUCGAGGUGUACUGUGGUGGUUGUUGAUACUUAUACUCUUACGAUUGUUCAUACAGUUUUCCAUGGGAAUUUGUCUAUUGGUUAUUUGAAUUUUAUGGGUGUGGUGCAAUUGGAGGAGCAGGAAUCGUUGCUCAUGGCGGAUUCGUUUGGUAGGUUGCAGUUGGUUCCUGUGUCAGAGAACUCUGAGAAGGGUGAAGAUGUAUCUGAAUCGAGCAAAGGCUCUGUUGUGUCUAGGAACUGGUUAAAUGAAGGGGAAAUAGCUGUAUCAGUGAUAACCCGAGGGAAUCUUGUUGCUUUUUUCUCAAAGAAUAGGUGUGUCUUUUGGUUGUUGAAUCGCGAGGAGGCAAUAGGAGAGAUAUCUUUUGUUGAUGAUUCGCUUUGUUCUGAAAAUCAUUCUCCAAAUUUUCAUUUCAAAGAAGCAAUGAUACUUUACUCUAGUACAUCAACUAUCGAAGGUGAUAAAGAUGAUAGAAUUUCCGAAACUUUUGUGCUGUGGGAUGAUAAUGGUUCUGCUGUGCUGUUUGUUAUGUCAUAUAUAGAUGGAGAUUUUACGUAUAAAAACCUCGGUGAGAUUGUUACUCCCCCUGAUAAGCAUUCCGUGAAAUCAACGUUUUGUUUUGUACAGUUGAGGCAGUAUCUUCUUCGCGUUGAGUCUACCUGUUGUGAUGUUGAACAACCUUCUCAAUGGAGGCCCCAUAUAACUGUCUGGUCACUAUGCCUAGGAGGAAUAGGUAGUGAAAAAGAACUUCAGCGCAAAUUGCUUGGAGAAGGCUCCUAUUUUGCUGAUUGGAUUUCAAGCUGUUGUUUAGAUACCACGGGCUCCAUUAGUGCAGAAACCGGUAUUUCCCAUUUAGGAAGUCAAUGCAGUACCGAAAAUGGUCUACAAAGCUUUGUUAGUGACAAUAGACAGUGCGUGUCAUCGUCCAUGGUUAUUUCUGAGAACAUGUAUGUCCCAUAUGCUGUUGUCUAUGGUUUCUUUAGUGGUGAGAUAGAAAUUGCAAAGUUUGAUUUUCUUCAUGGACUUGAUUCUCCUGCUUCAAGCCCGAGAUCUGACACUGAUUCAUUCGUCUCUAGAAAGCGUCUAUUGGGACAUACAGGAUCUGUUCUAUGCUUAGCAGCGCAUCGAAUGUUUGGGGAUGCAAAUGGAUGUGGUUCUUCUCAUGUUUUGAUCUCGGGAAGUAUGGACUGUACCAUCCGCAUUUGGGAUCUCGAAAGUGGAAAUGUAAUCAUGAUCAUGCAUCAUCAUGUUGCUCCGGUGCGCCAGAUCAUUCUAGCCCCAGCUCGAACAGAACGCCCAUGGAGCAAUUGCUUUCUAUCUGUUGGGGAUGAUUCAUGUGUUGCUCUUUCUUCUCUUGAGACUUUGCGUGUUGAAAGGAUGUUUCCUGGGCACCCAAACUAUCCUACAAAAGUCGUAUGGGAUGGUACAAGAGGCUACAUUGCAUGUCUUUUCCGCUCCCUUUCGAGAAAAUCAGAUCCAAUUGAUGUCUUGUACAUUUGGGAUGCGAAGACAGGUGCUCGGGAACGUGUCCUCAAUGGGGCAGCUUCACAUUCGAUGUUUGAUCAUUUCUGUGCAGGCAUUAGUGAGAAAUCUUAUUCUGGCACUGUGUUAAAUGGAAAUACGUCAGUUUCUUCUUUGCUUUUCCCAGUAGACGAAGAGAGGAAACCAUUUUAUUUGAAGAACUAUGAGCGAGCAGCCUCUUUGUCAACAUCUAAGCCAAGUGCUUCGCAGGAAAAGGCUAGAGAAGAGAGUUCUAUUGCUUCGUCUUUUCUCCAAAGCAUCAGAUACCCUCCCAUCAAAUGCACUUGCCCAUUCCCUGGAAUAUCUACUCUGAUUUUCGAUCUUUCGUCUUUAGCAGUUUCUUGUCAAACACAUGAAGACUCUGAUAUGCAUAAGAUGCUAGAAGAGAAGAGUGAUAAGCCAACUGCUCAGCAGAAGACUUCAAAUGACAAGUCUCCUGUCCAGAAGACUCUUGAUAACCCUGCAGAAGUUGUUGACAUGGACAAGGCAAUUGGGGAAUAUCUAAUUCGAUUUAGUUUAUCCUUUCUGCAUUUGUGGGGUAUAGAUUCUGAACUCGAUCAAAUGCUAGUAGCACAUCUAAAGCUAAAAAGACCAGAGAGUUUUAUUGUAACCUCCGGUUUGCAGGGGGACAAAGGGUCUUUGAAAUUAGCAUUCCCCGGUUUGAAUGCAACACUUGAGCUCUGGAAAUCAUCUUCGGAGUUUUCUGCGUUGAGGUCAGUGAUGAUGGUGUCGCUUGCUCAAUGCAUGAUAAGUCUGUCACAUUCCACUGCCACAUAUAGCAGCAACUUGGCAGCAUUCUACAAACGAAAUCUGGAUGAGAAAUAUCCAGAUCUGAAGCCACCAUUACUUCAGCUUUUGGUAACUUUCUGGCAAGAUAAAAGCGAACAAGUUCGUAUGGCUGCUCGGUCAUUAUUCCACCACACUGCUUCUUUGGAAAUACCUCUUCCAUUAUGCAGUGAUCACGCAUCUGAACAUGCAAAACUGGUGAUAUCCCUGUCUGGAAUCAGUCUGAACGAACCUAAAGUUCUUAGCACAGGGGAAGAAUAUCCCACAAACAGUGUGGACUCUGAGCAUAUCCAUCAAGCUCAACGGCUUUCUCAGGCUGAGGAGUCAGAACUACUCUCCUGGCUUGAAUCUUUUGAAAUGCAAGACUGGAUUUCUUGCAUUGGGGGAACAAAUCAGGACGCAAUGGCGGCUCACAUCAUUGUUGCGGCUGCCUUAUCAAUCUGGUACCCAAGUCUAGUAAAACCUGGUCUAGCCAUGCUAGUCGUCCACAAAUUGUUGAACCUGGUUAUGGCCAUGAGUGAGAAAUACAGCUCGACUGCUGCGGAGCUUCUCUCAGAAGGAAUGGAGACUACAUGGAAAACAUGGAUCGGACCUGACAUUCCUCGGAUAGUUUCAGACAUAUUUUUCCAAAAAGAGUGUCAAUUCCUCAAUAGGAGCACAUCAAGCUGUACCAUCGUCUAUAAAGGAGACUCUGGUCGAAAUUCUUCUUCCAAGUUUAGCCAUGGCGGAUGUCCUUGGCUUUCUUAGCAUUAAUAGAGAGCCAAAUAUGGUCUACCGCUUCCGAUUCUCCUGUUCAUGUAG
Molecule: messenger RNA, 3782 nt
Organism: Arabidopsis lyrata subsp. lyrata
Lineage: Eukaryota; Viridiplantae; Streptophyta; Magnoliopsida; Brassicales; Brassicaceae
Exons: 4
Coding region: 120-3728 (1202 amino acids)
Cellular component (GO): cytoplasm
Molecular function (GO): protein binding
Source: RefSeq, a predicted model, not a curated record